Tetrahymena thermophila SB210 is the source of this 2442-nucleotide messenger RNA. RefSeq names its product serine/threonine-protein phosphatase. NCBI's taxonomy places the organism in Eukaryota, Ciliophora, Oligohymenophorea, Hymenostomatida, Tetrahymenidae. Gene Ontology annotation, molecular function: hydrolase activity; protein binding. The transcript has 4 exons. The record is from RefSeq and is a predicted model, not a curated record.
AUGACAGAAAAACUUGCAAUUAGCGGAGAAAUUCCUCAAUCAAGAUUUGGACACACAAUAACAUAGAUUAGCAAAAACAUAGUUAUUCUAUUUGGUGGUGCCACAGGCGAUACUGGCAGAUACAGCAUAACAGGAGAUGUUUUUUCUUGUGAUUUAAAUCUACGUCGCUGGAAGAGAUUAAAUCCAAAGGGUAACGGUCCUACAAAUAGAGCAGCUCAUUGUGCUGUCUCUAUUGAUAACAAUAAUAAACUUAUAAUCUUCGGUGGAGCUGUUGGAGGUGGUGGAUUAGCAGAUGAUAAUUUGUACGUUUUAGAUUUUAGCAAUGGCGAAGAUUAAACUUAUUGGUUGACUAUACCAAUAGUAGGUAGUACACCUGGUAGAAGAUACGGACAUUCCAUGGUCUUUAUAAAACCAUUCUUGGUAGUAUUUGGAGGAAAUACUGGUAAUGAACCUGUUAAUGACUCAUGGUCUCUAAAUUUAGAAAAAUCUCCUUAUUGCUGGUAGAAAUUAGAGUGCUCAGGUGAUAUUCCUUAGGUCAGAGUUUAUCACUCUGCUGCUUUAUGUACUUCUGGAGCUGCAAAUGGUAUGAUGGUUAUAUUUGGUGGUCGUACCUCUGACUCCUUUGCUUAAAGCGAUACCUGGGGUUUACGUAGACACAGAGAUGGUAGAUGGGAUUGGGUGAAAGCUCCUUAUAAAAAUAAUACAGAAAUGCCUAUUUCUAGAUAUUAGCAUAGCACAGUUUUCUAAGGACCAUUAAUGUUUGUGAUUGGAGGAAGAAGCAAUUAAAUGAACGAUUAGAUACAUUUAGAAAUUUAUGACACUGAAACAAGUGAUUGGCACAAAUUUGCCGGAAUCAAUCGUUUUAGACAUUCUGUUUGGAUCAUGGAAAAUUUCUUAUAUGUACAUGGAGGUUUCGAUACAGAAUCCCCAAAUAUUCCCACAGAUUCUAUUUUGAGAUUAGACUUAGUUAGAUUGUUAUCACCCUACCCAAAUUUGAUGAGGUAGAUGCAAAAAUAAGAAGCUAUUAAAGCAACAUAGAGCAGAAGACCAGAAAGCAAUACUGCUAUGGCUAUUGAAAUUGGUAAUAAUACUAAUGUAAAUCAACCAAUAAUUAAACCACCUAAUAAUCCAAAGCCUUAAAAUCCUUACUUAGCUUCUGAUGUAGUAGUAGCUGUUAAAUCUGAUCCUCAUUAAGAAACAUAACCUCUUAAAAAGUAUCCUCUCAACAGUCUUGUCAAGGAAAAUAUUAAAAUAAAUUAACACCAAAGAUUUUAAAACGAUGGUACGAUGAAAAAGCAAUAUAUUUAAACGAUUAUUCAACCUUUUAUUGACAGCUUGCUCUAACCUGAGAACGAAAAUUCUAUGCAGAGAGAUUUGUUAAGCUAAAUCCGUAGAGAAAAUAUUAUCAAAUUAUGUGAUGAAGUUCAAAAGGUUUUCGAAAGAGAAACUAUGGUUUUAAAAGUGCGUGCUCCUUUAAAAAUAUUUGGAAGUAUAAAUGGACAAUAUGAUGAUUUAAUGCGUUUCUUCAAUCACUUUGGUGCUCCAUGUGAUAGUGAUUUGAUGGACAGAGAUAUCGAUAGUAAUGAUUAUUUAUUCUUGGGUAACUACGUUGGUAGAGGUUCUGCUUAAUUAGAAGUCAUUCUGCUACUUUUCUCUUUAAAAUUAAAAUAUUAAGAUUAAUUCCAUAUGAUUCGUGGUAAUAUGGAAGAUAAAAGAAUCAACAAAGCUAUGGGCUUUGCUGAUGAGUGCUAUCAAAAAUUCAACGAAGAUAUAAAUGAACCAAAUUCUAUCUUUUAACGUAUUAAUAAAGUAUUCGAAUACAUGCCUAUAGCUGCUGUUAUACAGGAUAGUUUCUUAGCUUUACAUGGUGGUAUUGGAACUACUUUGCGUGCUAUUGAAGAAAUUGAUAAUAUUCCUCGUCCUUUAGAAAUUAUUUAAGACCCUAAAACAUACCAACAUAAAGUAGCUUUAGAAUUACUUUGGAGUGAUCCAGUUUUAAAUGAAAACCAAUUAGAGAACGCUGAUAAUAUCGAACAUGAUAUUUUCUAAUUGAAGAAUAUUACUCGUUUCGGUAGCUAACGUAUUAGUAAAUUUAUGUAAGAAAAUAAUAUAAGCUUGAUAAUUCGUUCUCACGAACCUGUCUACUAAGGUAUUUAAAUCUAAAAUAACAAUGUAAUUACCCUAUUCUCGAACACCAAUUACUGUAAUAGAUAUCAGAACUAAGCUGCAAUUCUUUCUAUAAUGAAAUAACUCUAGAUGCAGCCUAAAGUAAUCCAACCAAUAAUCAACGUCAACAAUAAAAGCUAAUGGAUAGAUCUAGAAGCUAUGAUGGAAAUUAGAAAAUAAAUCAAUAAAAACAAUAUCAUGGUAGAUUAAGAGGAAAUUAUUCUUCGUAAAAGAUAACCUACUCCUCCUAGAGAUAAAGAUCCUUACAAAAGUUGA